CUGUGGCUAGGCAUGUUUCUUCUUCAGAAGACAAGGGAAGCGUGGAUUUAGUUAAAUAGUUAUACAUUUUUACGUACCCCCCCCCCCUAAAGAAAUAACACCAAUUGUAUUCCUGAGAAAACUAGCGUAAAUCCAACCUCCUCACUAAACAUUGAAUUUACGAGGUAGCUUGAAUGCAUCUUCAGUCAUUUUUGCGAGGCAGCCUUUGAUGGAAGAGUAGCGGCAACGAUUUCAAAAUGGUGCAGUAAGGUUGGCAUGGACUAACAAUGAGUCAAAAUAAUCCCUGCCUGUGGAGCCAACUUCCACAGAGCAUCAGUGCUCCUUGUAAUCGCUACAAGCAUGCCUGCUGCAGCUAUGAGGGGAAUGUCUAUAUUCUGGGAGGAAGAGACAACAGCACUCUGAGGGACUUUUGGAGGUACAGUGUAGUCGGUAAUGAAUGGACAGAGUUGAGCUGCAUGGGUGAGACCGCACCAGAAGAAGUGGAGGAACAUUCUAUGGUUGUUCAUAAGGGCUUUAUAUAUGUGUUUGGAGGCACAUUGGAUUCAGCAUACACUCCGCUGAGAUGUCCUCUCUGGGUGUUUGACAUAGUAAAGCUCAAAUGGGUGCACUGUCCAAGAAAAGCAAAUGUUCCUAAGACACCAAUGCCAACCAACAGAAAAGGCCACAGUGCGGUGGUGAUAGGUUCAUCCAUGCUGGUAUAUGGCGGCUUCAUAGAUAUAAAGGGAUCAUCUCGAGAAUUUUGGAGUUUGGAUUGUGAAACCAUGGAUUGGUCGCUGCUCACCAGUUUGGACCAGGGAUCUGUUAGCCCAGGUCCAAGACACAGUCACUCUGCAAUGGUCUACCAGAGCUGCAUGUACCUGUUUGGUGGUUUGAAAGGCUUGAGAGAGCAGAGAGAUUUCUGGAAAUGGAAUCCUGCCACCUACACUUGGAGUUCACUCAAAACUAAGUCUGGACCCUCAAAAUUAAUUGGUCACUCAGCGGUAGCCUACAAGGACAGCAUGCUUCUUUUUGGAGGUGGAGAAAGCCUGAACUAUCCAAAGAACUGUUUAUGGAGGUACAACUUCUCCACUCAUACAUGGUGGCAAAUAAACACAAUGCCGGGAUCAAGCUCUCCGGAUAAGAUGCACCACUGUUGUAUUGGUCUGGGUCCCAAGUACACAGCCGACACCACCAGCAUCUGCUCAGAGACCCACCCGAAGCUGCAAGAGGAAAAAUGUAGGCCUUUCCAAAACAAAUGUUUUCCUGCCCCGCUCACUUUUCUAGGGUCAGAGGGUGCUAUAGAGCUUCAAACGUUCACUUUAGAGAAACGCCACCUCAAAACUAUUAGUAAUGCAACAGAACUGGACAAAAGUGUCUUACUGGAAAAAAAUGUGCAUCAGGGAGAAAAUUGUCUAACAUUUGAAAAUAAAGCAUUUAGUAAGCACUGGAGCUGCACGGAGGAGGAAUUGCUCGAAGAAGAGGAUGACGACAUAUCACAGCAUUUGCCUGACCUGCUACUGGUGUUUGGCGGCAGACCGUGUUCCGGACUUAAUCCUCUAUCAGUUUGGCAAAUGACUCUGUCUGACUCUUGACAGAUUUUGAAGAUCGCACAGAAUGGGUGUGAAAAACAGUGUUACCUUGUUACCUGUAGUGUAAUGUUGACAGAUCUUAUUGUUAAAAAUAUACAUAUAUUAUAUUUGCAUUUUUUUUGUUUAAACACUUAAAUACUGUAAUCAGGAAAAGAGUUUACAUUUUUAUAGUAAUUUUAACAGCUCCAUUAGCAUAACCUUCCACUUGGAAGCUAAUAAAGGGAUUUUUUUGUUUAUACUAAUGCUUUUAUUGA
This is a messenger RNA of Syngnathus acus (greater pipefish), 1822 nucleotides long. RefSeq names its product actin-fragmin kinase (gene klhdc3l). The record is from RefSeq and is a predicted model, not a curated record. NCBI's taxonomy places the organism in Eukaryota, Metazoa, Chordata, Actinopteri, Syngnathiformes, Syngnathidae. Gene Ontology annotation, molecular function: chromatin binding; protein binding. Gene Ontology annotation, cellular component: cytoplasm; Golgi apparatus. Bases 267 to 1571 code for a protein of 434 amino acids. The transcript has 8 exons.